CGGGCUGCUCCCUCAGUAGCGGGGGCGAGCGGAGGCCGGGGUGCGGGCGGCUAAGAUGAGUGAAAGGAGAAGAUCUGCAGUCGCCCUGAGCUCGCGAGCACAUGCCUUCUCCGUUGAAGCCUUGAUCGGCUCAAAUAAAAAGCGGAAACUGCGAGACUGGGAGGAGAAGGGGUUGGACCUGUCCAUGGAGGCGCUGAGCCCCGCGGGCCCACUCGGAGACACGGAGGACGCGGCCGCACAGGGCCUGGAACCUCACCCGGAUUCCGAGCAAAGCACGGGUUCAGACUCUGAGGUGCUCACUGAGCGGACUUCCUGCUCCUUUGACACUCACGCUGACCUGGGCCCUGGGGCUGCAGGCCCUGUGCCUGCUGCCAUGUCUUCCAUGGAAGAGAUUCAGGUAGAGCUGCAAUGUGCUGACCUCUGGAAGAGGUUCCAUGACAUUGGAACUGAGAUGAUCAUCACCAAAGCAGGCAGGAGGAUGUUUCCUGCCAUGAGAGUGAAAAUCACUGGCCUGGACCCACACCAACAGUAUUACAUAGCAAUGGACAUUGUGCCUGUGGACAAUAAAAGAUACAGAUAUGUGUACCACAGCUCCAAGUGGAUGGUGGCUGGCAACGCGGACUCCCCUGUGCCCCCAAGAGUUUAUAUACACCCUGAUUCUCUAGCUUCUGGAGAUACUUGGAUGAGACAGGUGGUCAGUUUCGACAAACUCAAGCUGACCAACAAUGAGUUGGAUGAUCAAGGACAUAUCAUUCUGCACUCUAUGCACAAAUACCAGCCUCGAGUUCAUGUGAUCCGCAAGGAUUUCAGCAGUGACCUUUCGCCCACCAAACCUGUCCCUGUUGGGGAUGGAGUGAAGACAUUCAACUUCCCUGAGACCGUGUUUACCACAGUCACAGCCUACCAGAACCAGCAGAUCACCAGAUUAAAAAUUGAUCGAAACCCUUUUGCUAAAGGAUUCAGAGAUUCUGGAAGAAACAGAACCGGACUGGAAGCCAUCAUGGAGACUUAUGCGUUCUGGAGACCCCCUGUGCGCACACUCACCUUUGAGGAUUUCACCACCAUGCAAAAGCAGCAAGGGGGCAGCACAGGCACUUCCCCAACCACCUCCAGCACUGGGACACCAUCCCCUUCAGCUUCUUCUCACCUUUUAUCUCCAUCCUGUUCUCCUCCAACAUUUCAUCUGGCUCCCAACACUUUCAAUGUGGGCUGUCGAGAGAGCCAGCUGUGCAAUCUAAACCUCUCUGAUUAUCCACCCUGUGCCCGAAGCAACAUGGCGGCCUUGCAGAGCUACCCAGGGCUGAGUGACAGUGGCUACAACAGGCUCCAGAGUGGCACUGCUUCAGCCACUCAGCCCUCAGAAACCUUCAUGCCUCAGAGGACUCCAUCCCUGAUCUCAGGAAUACCGACUCCUCCCUCGUUGCCUAGCAACAGCAAGAUGGAAGCCUACGGUGGCCAGCUGGGGUCCUUCCCCACUUCCCAGUUCCAGUAUGUCAUGCAGGCAGGCAAUGCGGCCUCCAGUUCCUCAUCACCACAUAUGUUUGGGGGCAGCCACAUGCAGCAGAGCUCCUACAACGCCUUCUCUCUCCACAACCCUUACAAUCUCUAUGGAUACAAUUUCCCCACUUCUCCUCGGCUAGCUGCAAGCCCAGAAAAACUGAGCGCCUCUCAAAGCACUUUACUCUGUUCUUCUCCUUCCAAUGGGGCCUUUGGAGAGAGGCAGUACCUGCCCACGGGAAUGGAGCACAGCAUGCACAUGAUUAGCCCUUCGCCCAAUAACCAGCAGGCGACUAACACCUGUGACGGUCGGCAGUAUGGGGCGGUUCCAGGCUCCUCCUCCCAGAUGUCCGUGCACAUGGUUUAAUGGCCGGUCCAAACACCACGGAGCUUACUGCCCUACACCCGCAGGGCCCCAGAGUCUCCAUGGGCAGAUCCUCCUUUUUGGGAGCCCAAGCCUUUGAAAAAUGGGAACUGUGUAUUUUUUUUUUU
Messenger RNA from Callorhinus ursinus (northern fur seal), 1989 nucleotides. It is a transcript of the gene TBX15, whose product is annotated as T-box transcription factor 15. Lineage: Eukaryota; Metazoa; Chordata; Mammalia; Carnivora; Otariidae. Gene Ontology annotation, molecular function: DNA-binding transcription factor activity, RNA polymerase II-specific; RNA polymerase II cis-regulatory region sequence-specific DNA binding. Gene Ontology annotation, cellular component: chromatin; nucleus. The record is from RefSeq and is a predicted model, not a curated record. Gene Ontology annotation, biological process: cell fate specification; regulation of transcription by RNA polymerase II; positive regulation of DNA-templated transcription.